CCACUAACCAGCACUACUCGCAUAUACAUACUGCUUUGCCAUUUUUAUCAUGGCGAUUUCUUUUUGACAUUUCACUACAACUGGUCGCACGUGUUUUCGGGCUAGGCUCUGUGCUAAAUUGUAAUUGAAUCAAAAUGAAUCCGGAGAAGUUGAAGAAGUUGCAAGCGCAGGUGCGCAUUGGCGGCAAGGGCACCCCCCGUCGCAAGAAGAAGAUUGUCCACUCCACGCCCGCCACCGACGACAAGAAGUUGCAGUCGUCGCUGAAGAAGCUGUCGGUGAACACAAUCCCCGGCAUCGAGGAGGUGAACAUCAUCAAGAACGAUGGCACCGUCAUCCACUUCAACAACCCGAAGGCGCAGGCCUCUCUGCCGACGAACACGUUCGCCAUCACCGGCCACGGUGAGAACAAGACGAUCACGGAGAUGGUGCCUGGCAUCCUCACGCAACUGGGGCCCCAGGACAUCAAUCAGCUGAAGAAGCUGGCCACCGAGAUCGCCAAUAAGAGCGCUGCCGGCGGCGCAGCCGGUUCUGCUGGUGCCGAUGCCGGUGACGAUGAUGUGCCCGAUCUGGUGGAGAACUUCGAGGAGGUUGCCAUUGCCGGCACGAAGGCUGCUGCCCCUGCUGACGGCGAGGUGGCGGCUUCCGCCUAAGAGGAAGGAAUCACACCACAUACAUACAUUAACACCGAACACAUACAAACACACCAGGUGGAGGAGCGGAGGGGCAGGCAGGUAUACAGGGCAUGCCGGACAACCACAACACACGACCUACAACGCGCGCGGUUUGUCGCUGGAAUAGGCCUGUCCUUCGCCGUCCUCCGCCUCUUUUUUGGGGGUCAUGCUACACACUAUACACUAAAAAGAAAAAAAAAAAACAACAAAAUAAAGGCAUCCGAGCGAGCGCUGAACAGAAGCAACACCUACACAUAAUACCUUACCAUAAUAUGUAACGUACUAAGGGAACCUUCAGACCUAAUCUAAUAGUCAUAGUUUGGAAGCGAUCAAAAUGUAUUUUCCAAAGCGAUUAAAGCACGUUUCCUUAAUCCAAUAUUGGAAUCCAAAUCCACUACUAAUUUCUCCCAAAACACCCACACACACUGCGCUCAUUCAUAGAAACUAUAUAUACAAACACUUUUACGGAAGAAGACGAAGAACACAGGAGGAACAGUGAUCAGGGGACGCAACGCAGACACUCCAGAAGAAGUCAUUGCCAGGAGGACGGGAAUGUAGAGAAGAAGGAAUGUAUUUUUAGCUAUAAUUCCCAAAUUCCCGUUCCACUUUCAAUCCAAUUGUAACCCCCACACGCACACCACUCCGCUCCGCCUCCACAGUUCGAAACGUAAACAAUGUGCAGUCGCCAAUUAUUUCAAUUUAAUGAUACCAAAAUUGUUGAAAACUUUUAUUAUAAUUUGUAAACUAUUUUUUUAGGCCAUCAUUGCAUACAUUAAAAGAACUGUAAAAACAUA
Messenger RNA from Drosophila kikkawai, 1465 nucleotides. RefSeq names its product bicaudal (gene bic). NCBI's taxonomy places the organism in Eukaryota, Metazoa, Arthropoda, Insecta, Diptera, Drosophilidae. The record is from RefSeq and is a predicted model, not a curated record. Gene Ontology annotation, cellular component: nascent polypeptide-associated complex; cytosol.